AUGGCAGUGCAAGACUCUGGCAGAACAACAGGUUUUCCUUGCAAGCAGUGUGGUAUGGUAUGUCCCAAUAUGCCCAGUCUGCUCGAGCACAUGGAUGCUCACCUUCAACAAGAGGAAGAACGCAAAUUUAAAUGUGAUGAAUGUGGACGUGGUUAUAGGCAUGCUGGAAGCCUAGCUAACCACAAAAAGACUCAUGAAGUGGGUUCUUUUCAGUGUAACAUAUGUGGCAAAGAAAACUCUAAUGCUUUGGCCCUGAAGAGUCAUCUCCGGAGCCACACUUCACAGAAAAAGUACUCCUGUGCAGAAUGUGGGAAAGCUUUUCGUCUGGCAACACAGCUGGCUACACAUGAGAGGGUUCAUCUUUCCAAGCGAGCAAAGGAACAGUCAUACAGGAAGGUAGACAUGGAAUAUCCCACACAUGAAAAUAGACAUGAAAUUGAAAACGAUCACCCACAUCAUCUCAGUGAGCAUUCAGCCAGUGCCGGGAUUUCUAUAGAAAAUAGCCCAGCUGAGGACAAGACAGAGGUCAUUUAUAAUGCACAAGCUGAGACCUCUGAUGAUGCAGCAAAUAGACCUUUCAGAUGUGAUUUGUGUGACAAAUCAUACAUACACCAUCGAAGCCUGACCAAUCAUAAAAAGACUCAUCAGGUGGGAAUGUUUGAGUGCACGGUCUGUUUCAAACUGUUCAAUAACAUGGCUGCCCUCUACAGCCACCAGAGAACUCACAAGACAAGAAGCGGGACAGACCUCAGUUCAGUGGGUGGGUCAUACACAGGCACACCACUAGGCCAGUUUUCACCUCAGAGCCAGGAUGCUCCAGUAAAUUUCUGCCAUUUGUGUCAGGUACUGUUUCCAAGUGAUGAGGAAUUCCAGGAACACAUCCAAAUGCAUAACUCUUCAUCUGUGUCAUUUGGGCUUCAGGACACCUUGUCAGAGAACCACAAUAUAUCAUAUGACAACAGUAUUGCUUCACCUGAGUCUAAUUUUUAUGCAUCCCCUAUAAAUAAUAUUCCCUCAGUAUCAUCGAUAGAUAAUCAUGGAGGCUUUGAUCAGUCACAGGAGCCGAUUAUUAGUAAUGGUCACAUGUACUCAGACUGCUCCAAUAAUCAAACCCCAUCCUCCAGCAGCACUCAGGGAGAACCCCCAAUCAUAGACACAAGCAUUCUCGAUCCUGUCCUGACGCACACACAAAACACUGACAAUGCAACUGAAAUGGAAGAGACUUCAACUGUAGAUUCCGAUGAGCGCCCCUUCAAGUGUCAAAUCUGCGGCAAAAGCUACCGACACUCUGGGAGCCUCAUCAACCACAAAAGGUCACAUCAGGUUGGGAUUUACCAGUGUUCUGUGUGCAGGAAGAGUUAUCCUCACCUGGCUGCCCUCAAAAGUCAUCUUCGUCUCCACAAAGCUCAACCAUCGUCUUUUAGCCUCAGCACUGAGGGAGACUGGCUCUCCUCGGAGCCUCUGACUCUGGAUAACCAGCAGGGCUGCUUCUCCUCACAAGAGGAAGAGGAUGGCACUCAGCCUGUGCUUGGUGUUGAUCAGGAGAAUGGAGUUGACCACAGUAAUGGAGUAUUGUACCACGAGCAGUUUAAUCAGGACUUUUCCCAGGAUAUGACAGUGCAUCUACCUCACAAUGAACACCUGAUGCAGAGGCACAUGUGUGCAGACUGUGGUGAGACAUUUGCAGAUAUUGCAGGGAUUAAGUCUCACAGCUGUCCACUGCUACAGCAGCAACAUGACCCUACUAGCAGUGAGUUUGAGAGUAAUAUAAACUUCCAGAACAGUAAUGGUCACUAUUCUAUCGGAAAUCCAGGGAGUAAUGUAGAGUUCAGUGGUCUGAAUGGUAACCAUGACCAAAGUUACUUUGAACAGAAUUUCCAUGAAAAUGUGAGCAGUCAUCAGCUGAAUGGUGGCAUAGAAGAUGAUAAUGCUGAAGAGGAGGAUGAUGAUGGGGAUCUUUAUCAGUGCUCUAUAUGUGGAAACAGCUACACCAGCAUGAGGGCUCUCAGGAGCCAUCUCCGAGGGCACACACAGUCCCACGGUACUCCUGCAAGCUCAGGGCCCUCGUCCAUGUCCUCCCAUGAAGAAGUGAAAGAUGAUGAACUGGGAGAGAUGAUGAUCUGCAGUACAUGUGGGGAAAGUUUUGCAAAUAGGCAGGACUUGAUUACCCAUCAGCUCCUACACAACAGGGACCAAGUUGAUAACGUUAGUCAGUUACAUGUAAACAACAGUGAUGUAUCUGGAGGCAAAGAGGAAGCACAGAGUAUCAUCUGCGGCAGCUGUGGCAUUUUCUGCACCAGCUACCAUCAUCUCGAGCACCACGGCUGCACAGCUGAGAGGAAAGAUGAGUCGACCAAUGGUAAAGAGGAAGUGAAAGUAAACGAAAUUGCCCAGCACGAAGACACAAGUCACAUUGGAGAGCCAGGUGAUACUGAAUCCCGUCAGUACAAGUGUGAUCAGUGUGGGCGGUCAUAUAGACAUGCCGGCUCUCUCCUUAACCACAAAAAGUCCCACAAAACAGGUGUAUUCAGAUGUCUCGUCUGCCAGAAACGCUUCUACAACCUGUUGGCCUUAAAAAACCAUCAGAGAUCCCACUUUGAUAUUAAGAGGCAUACUUGCCAUGAGUGUGGGAAAGCCUUCAAAAUUCAGAAGCAGCUAUUGAACCACCUGAGAAGGCACAAAGAGAACCAAGCCAAAAUCCAGGAACUCAACAACCAGAUUCAGGCCCUCAUGCAGAUGAAUGGGACCAGGUCAGAUGGAGGAAUGCAGUCCUUGACUUCAAAUUCCAAUCAGGCUCUUACCCCUGCUCGACGCUGCAAGCAGCUGCCUGAAGGGAAAACAGUUCAAACAAAGUGUGAGACUUCAGUCAAAUCAGAGGACACAGGUGACCAGCGACCUUUCGCCUGUGAUCAGUGUGGGCGUACGUAUCGCCAUGCAGGAAGUCUGGUCAACCACAGAAACUCCCAUAAAACAGGUGAAUAUUACUGCUCUGUUUGUAACAACACUUACUCUAAUCAACUAGCAAUGAAGAACCACUUGCGCACCCACUUUGCAUAUAAAAAGCACUCUUGCCAAAACUGUGGAAAAGGCUUUAGAGGAAAGAAGCAGCUAUUAGCUCACGUCUGUGCAGACCUCAGGAAGGAUGGGGUCGGAAGCAGGAGGGGCCUUAAAUCUAGAGCCUUUAAGUGUAAGGAAUGUAAGCAGGCCUUUCCCUCUGUUGACCAACUAGCAGCCCACACCUGUGAUAGACCUUCAGGCAGCAGUGACGCACAAACAAACAUGUCUCCAAACAAAGAGGAGCGUCCUUUCACGUGCAACAUAUGUAAUCGCAGCUACCGCCACGCAGGCUCACUCCUGAACCACAAAAACACCCACAAGACGGGACACUUCAGUUGCACCUUCUGCUCUAAGCCCUUCACUAAUCCCAUGGCUCUACGCAAUCACACGCGCAUCCACACACAGAAGAAAAAGUAUGUGUGUCUCACAUGUGGAAAGGCCUUCCGCCUUGCUAGCAUCCUGCACAACCACCAGAGGGUCCACAACCGUGUAGCGAGUCACUUCAGCUGUCCUGCCUGUGGGAAGAGCUUCCAGGGAAGGUCCGGUCUGAAGAGGCACCGCUGCCGCAGAGGUCAGGAGAACGCAACAAGAGCUGGAGUCCAGCAGUCAGAGAGAGGAGACAAGUGCUUCAUGUGUGACCUGUGUGGGCGCUCCUACCGCCACGCUGGCUCCCUCCUCAACCAUAAAAAGACACAUUCCGACAACCUCCACCACUGCACCUUGUGUCUCCAGACAUUUCCUGAUGCUCUCACUCUACAGAUACACUCCCAGAUGAGGCGUCAUUGCUGCCCUGAGUGCGGCAAGACCUUCUGUCUGGUCGCCCACCUGCAGAGUCACAUGGAGGUGCACUCUAAGGACCAGACUGUGGUCUGCAGCCUCUGCCAGCAGAGCUUUCCCACCACAGAAAGUUACCAGCAGCACCAUGACAUGCACCACAGGGGUCAGGGCCCCUAUCAACAAGCUGUGGAUGAACCCAUAGAUAACAACCUCUGUUGGGACUCAGGAAUAAAUCACACCAUGGGAAUGGACGGGAUGCACAAGCAGGUUCCACCACCUCUGUCCCAUAUCCCAGAAACCACCACUAAUUCACAGAAGGGUAACGACUCUGCUGGCACAGACGAGAAGAGCCAUGUCUGCGAGCACUGUGGCCGCACUUACCGCCACGCCGGCUCCCUCCUCAACCACAAGAACAGCCACAAGACGGGCUCCUUCCUCUGCUCCAUCUGCCAGAAAGAGUUCACCAACCUGAUGGCACUCAAGAACCACCGCCGCAUCCACACGGAGCCCAAGCGCUAUCAGUGCCUGGAGUGUGGGAAGGCGUUCCGCGUGUCCACCCAGCUCAUAUGUCACCGACGGAUCCACACCAAAGAGAAGCCCUUCGCCUGCUUACUGUGCAACAAGAGCUUUUCCAGCAAGUCCAACCUACGGCACCAUCAGAAGAUGCAUCAGAACACACAGACCUACGACUCCUCUUUCAGCAUGGAUGCUGACACAUUUAUGGACCUGGACAUGGGGUCUUUCCUCUAAAGUAGUACUCCACAGCAUACAAGAGAAGAGGACGGGUCCUCUUAUUUAUCUGUUAUUUAUCUCUCUAUCAGUAAUUGUAAAACAGUAUUUUUUCAGAAAGUGCUCCUUUGGUCCUGACAAAAGCUCCUUUUGAAGAUGCACAUUUCAUUGCUGACUUCCAGUCUUACCUCCACGACAGAUGGCAAGAUCAGUGAAAAGUCUCCAGAGAGUUUAUCGGUCAGCUUUUAAUAAGGCCUGAAUGUUUUCCAUGAAUACACAAUGAUCCCAGAAUACAGGGUGCGGGUGAUGAAAACAGUAGUCACCGCUCAUUCCUCAAUGACAAACCAACCAACCAAAGUGAACAGAAAAGUGCAGCCCAGGUCCAUGUAAGAACAUUAACACUGAUAACAUGUUUUUUUAAGACUACUGUUCUAAUGGUGAUCUCUCCUCUCUUGCUAUGUAUAAUUGUGUUCAGUGCCUCUGUAAGUUCCUUAGGAAACAAAAUAUACAAACUAUAUUUAUCUUUGAAUCCUUUUGUUAGCUUUGCCGUCAGUGUCGAAGGACUGCUCACUUUCCUUUGGGAUUUCACAUAGGGCAAGCCCGUUAUUAUAAAGUCAAAUACCUCUGGGUGUGUCCAAAGGUCUGUGGCAAAGUGAUUUACUGAAAUCAUAUUAUCAAGUAAAUAGUUGUACUGCUAAUAAUAUUCACUUUGAGUGACAUUGUAUGCUAAAAUGGAUGUAUUUAUUAAUUUAUUCCCGUUAUUUUAUGUCCAUAUUUUAUUAGGAAAACUUUUUAUGAAUGUUGUAAAAAAAAUCUGUCUUCUAAAACUCAUGUAGCCUUUAAGGAACUUCAUCAGUCGCUUUGUAACUCAUUAGUUCUCAGUUACAACUGGCAGGAAUGAAUGAGCCAAGGAUGGUGUGGUAUCAGCAGCACUCAGGGUAAACCUUCAAAAGGAACAUACCUGAUGUGUAAAACAUUGUAGAUAAUCAGUUUCUUAACUGAACAUAGCAUUUUCUUUUCACUUGUGCCAUUUCAACAUAUUUUAGCUCAUGUAACGUUGACAAAGUCACUCCAACAUUGAGUUGCAGCUGCACAUGCAGUGCACGCUGUAAUCCCUCUUGAACAUUUUAAGAAGCAUCAGCUAUGUUGAAGUGCCAGUGCCUAAAAUGUAACCAAUUGUAGCAGUUUGAUGUAAACAAACCUCUUCUCACUGUACUUGUUUCUUUUGUUUGUCUGAUAUAUAUUUUUUAAUUUAUCUGAUGUUUUAGAAAUCUCCUCAGCUGCAAACAUUUAAAAUGUCUUAAAGCAGUUGAUAACAAAAGUAUUCCAACAAUGAGGUGAAAGUGGUUCUUUAGCCUCUGUCUCCAUGAAAAUCUUUUCCCUUGCAAAUGCUGUAUGUGAAUCAAACUGAAUGACUUUGUAUACGUACAUUCAAACAAACAAAUAUAUGGCCAAAAUGCCUCAUUCCUGCAAAGCACAAGUAUUACUGCAAAUAGACCAGAGCUUAAUGAAUUUACAAUGACAAACCAGUUUCAUGUUCAUUGUCAAAGCUAAAGAACCACUUAUCUUCUGUUAAAAUGUGCAAUUAUUGUUUUUUGUUUUUGCAAAGCUGAAUGUUGUUCUGGUUUCUUUAAAAAAAAAAAAAAUCAGAAAUCUAGCAAAAGUGAACUCAUGGCCUUUGUUUUUUUUUUUUUUUUUUAACAAUCUAAAAUUAAUUUUCUUUAUGCCAUAUACAUUACAUUUCAUGUAUGAAUAUGUUUGGCACUGGUCAGAAGUAUGAAAUACCUCAUGGAAAGCCCUGCCUACCUAGCAACUGCUACUUAAUGCCUCAUGCAGCUUAACUGUAGGGAAUACACUGUAAUCAUGCAGACUCAGAUAGUUACCAAUUGUAAGACAUGGAAUAGAUGAAGCAGCAAUUUUAAGGUUUAACUUUGCAGAAUCUGUUUUCACCACGACAUGGUUGUUUCUCUGCAGUUUGUUAUUUUCAGAGUUAUAUUUGCACAUGUGUAGUUGAGACACUUGUAGCCUAAGGAGGACAGGAGGUUGAUGAUAAUGCAGCCGAGAUGUCGACAGGUAACAAGUCGGCUGCUCAUUGGUUCACCUCAGCUCAUUUUGCGGGUUGUAAUAUUUAAGCAAUAUGCUGAAAGUAAAGUUUCAGUGCACGAACUGAGUACAUCUCAUUUGUCUUCAUCAGAUUCAGCACACUGACACUAGCCUUGAAAAACCAUGACAACUUGCCAUCUACCAUUUUGUUACAUUAUUUAAAAGCCGAUGUAUAUUAACUGUAAUGAUUUAGAUGAUUACUGUAACAUAUUUUGGUAUGCCAUGGUAGCCUACAUGUAAAAUGACAUUUUCAGUUAAAACUGUAAACUGACUUUAUUUUUGUACAAUGUUCCCAUUCUUAUUCCAUGUGGCACUUAACAUGUUCACUCCUGUCAUCGAUCACAAUCAUAUUUGUGGCGUGCAUUAAUCUCAGAGCUCUCUCUGUAAAUAUUAGAAGGAAAAUAUCGGUUGGGUCUCUGUACAUUUAUGACAAGAUUUUGUUCGGCAGGAGAAAACUGAUAGAUUAGCUAUUGUGUAAUAAAAUGCAUAUACCACACGUUCUGAUUUAUUGGAUUUUCAGUGCUCAAAAAUGUCUGCUCAGUAUUUAAGUCAUAUUUAUAUAACUAUUUUGUCACUCUGAAGUGUAGAUUUUUACUUCUUUGUUAGAACUUAGUUUAGAAUAUAAGCAAAUUAUUGAUAAAACUAGUUGAAAUUAAUUAAAAGACUUGGAAAAUACAAUGUGUUUGUUUCUUGUCCACAUUCUUCUGACUGAUAGUUACUAAUACACCUUGGAUUACUAAUUAAAGUUGUCAGUUUUAUUGUGAAAAUACUUUUGGUACACAAAGAAGUUUAUAAGAUUGCAUUAAGUAAAAGAAGCCAGUGCAUUUACAGUAUAUACAGUUAGAAAUAGAAAGCAUAAGAAAGUAGCAGAAAGUGUUAGUUAUUGCUUGAUAACGUUGUUGGCUGGCCGAGUGGAAGUUUAACAAAAAUCUUCACUGGAGUCCCUUUAAAAAUGUGCUUGUCCCUUGCAGUUGAUGCAAUACAACACUGCAAGAUACUUAGAAAUAAAUAAUAUAAACAUCUAAAAAAAAAAAAAAAAAGGAAA
Lates calcarifer (barramundi perch) is the source of this 7711-nucleotide messenger RNA. It is a transcript of the gene znf646, whose product is annotated as zinc finger protein 646. Gene Ontology annotation, cellular component: nucleus. Gene Ontology annotation, biological process: regulation of transcription by RNA polymerase II. Lineage: Eukaryota; Metazoa; Chordata; Actinopteri; Centropomidae. The record is from RefSeq and is a predicted model, not a curated record. Gene Ontology annotation, molecular function: RNA polymerase II transcription regulatory region sequence-specific DNA binding; DNA-binding transcription factor activity, RNA polymerase II-specific. The coding region runs from base 1 to 4584 and encodes 1527 amino acids. The transcript has 3 exons.